Phaeodactylum tricornutum CCAP 1055/1 is the source of this 3324-nucleotide messenger RNA. It is a transcript of the gene ATPase1-2B, whose product is annotated as P2B, P type ATPase. Gene Ontology annotation, cellular component: membrane; intracellular membrane-bounded organelle. The coding region runs from base 1 to 3270 and encodes 1089 amino acids. NCBI's taxonomy places the organism in Eukaryota, Bacillariophyta, Bacillariophyceae, Surirellales, Neidiaceae. Gene Ontology annotation, molecular function: ATP binding; P-type calcium transporter activity; ATP hydrolysis activity. The record is from RefSeq and is a predicted model, not a curated record. The transcript is spliced from 2 exons.
AUGCCGUCGAAAACAGCGAGUCAUAGUUCCACCGCGAAUCCACACGGCAAGUCACGGGUCGCCGAGACGAUCCGCAUGUUGGAAGCCGAAUCUUCCGAUCUACGGGGUUUACUGCAGUCUAUUAACGAAGCUCAAUCCUUGGAAUCGAACCGUCACAACCUCGAGACUGUCCUCGAAGGCCCUCAGGGUCUGGCACGUCGCUUGGGAACGGACCCCAAAGCCGGUCUCGACCGAGAAACCAUCGAAACCCGCCGAGCCUGUUUCGGAGCGAAUCGCCUGCCCUCCGCCCCACGCAAGACCUUUGGACAGCUCUUUCUCGACACCUUCGACGACGCUACGCUGCAGAUUCUUAUCGUGGCCGCACUCGUGUCGCUCGCCGUUGGCUUGUACGACGACCCCGCCACGGGCUACGUCGAAGGCUGCGCCAUUCUCGCCGCCGUCCUCGUCGUAUCCUUCGUGACGGCCGUCAACGACUUUCAAAAGGAAUCGCAGUUUCGCGAAUUGUCCGCCGCCAACGAUGCGGUAGACGUUCUUGUAGUCCGGAACAACGUACACUGGCAAAUACCGGUGGAUGAAUUAGUCGUGGGGGACGUUGUCUGCGUCGAAGCCGGCGACCAAAUACCCUGCGACGGAGUUCUCCUUGUCGCCGAUGAUGUCCAAGUGGACGAAUCUGCCUUGACGGGAGAACCGACUGACGUGGAUAAAAGUUUACAAAAUGACCCUUUCGUCCUCUCCGGAUGCACCAUGGAAGCCGGGACGGCCAGAUUCCUGGCCAUUGCCGUCGGCAAAGACUCGCAGUGGGGUAUCAUCAAAGCGCAUUUAGACAAAGAACACUCGCAGACGCCGCUACAGGAGAAGCUGGACGAUAUGGCGGCCAUGAUCGGAUACAUUGGUAUGGCGGCCGCCGCCGCUACUUUUUUAGCCAUGAUGUUCAUCAAGGUCGUUCUCAAACCGUCCUACCUGGCUCAUAUUUCCGUCUUUAAUUACGCGCUGGAAGCCUUUAUUAUCGGCGUUACCAUUGUGGUAGUGGCCGUCCCGGAAGGUUUGCCUCUGGCGGUGACCAUUUCCCUUGCCUUUUCUACCAAGAAAAUGUUGGCCGACAAGAACCUCAUUCGUCACUUGUCUGCUUGUGAGACCAUGGGCAACGCCACAAACAUCUGCUCCGACAAGACGGGAACCUUGACCGAAAAUCGUAUGACGGUGGUGAAAGGAAUCUUUGCCGACACGAGGUGUGACGACACCAUCAAUCGGGUCCCGGUCUUGAUCAACAAAAAGGCACUCGAGGUUAUUUUGGAAGGAAUUGCCUGUUGUUCUACCGCCAAAGUGAUACCAGCGCAAGCGGCCGUUGCCAACGAACACGGUAUUGACGAUCUGCAUCUCGUCGACGAUCGCCCCCACAUUAUUGGCAACAAGACCGAAGCCGCCUUGCUUAUCCUGGCGCGUUCAUCCUGGACCCCACACGACGAUACCGACCAACGUCGCGUCGACGCCAACUUUGGAGCGGAAGGUGGCUCUCGUCUCUUUCCUUUUUCGUCGUCCCGGAAGUGCAUGACGGUGUUCGUUACCAAGGACGAAGCUGCAGUCUCGGAUACCAGCAUUCGUACUCGUCGUGCGACCAAAAAUGUCCAAUCUUAUACAUUGUACCAUAAAGGAGCGGCCGAAAUUGUGUUGGAUAAAUGCACCAAAUACCUGGACAUUGACGGUACCGAAAAGGAAAUGUCGGACCAGAAGCGAGAAGAAUUUGCCAAGCUCAUUCGCGAAUUUGCUUCGCAGGCACUGCGGUGUGUGGCACUAGCUCAUCGUCGGGACAUACAGAACGUGGUCGAUCCGCAAACGGUCACACAACAGGAUUGUGAAAAAAAGUUGGAAAAGGAAAUGUGCCUCGACGCCAUUGCGGGUAUCAUGGACCCCCUGCGGCCGGACGUUGUUGAAGCCGUGGCUAUUUGUCAACGUGCGGGCAUCUUUGUUCGUAUGGUGACGGGGGAUAACCUAGACACGGCGGAAGCGAUUGCUAGACAAGCUGGUAUUCUGACGGAAGGCGGUAUUUCCAUGAUUGGCGAAAAAUUCCGCAAGCUAACGCCCGCCCAACUCGACGAAAUUCUUCCUCGUUUGCAAGUGUUGGCCCGCUCAAGUCCGGAAGACAAGCAUACACUCGUCCAACGUUUGAAUGGUGCAGCCAUCCCGUCGACCGAAUCAGAAUGGUGUGAAGCGCACCCGAACAAAGACUUUGCGACCCAACGUAAUUUGUUACUUCCGGGCUACAAGGACGAAUGGGCCAAGAGCCGAUUUGGCGUCGGGGAGGUCGUUGGAGUCACAGGAGAUGGAACGAACGAUGCUCCCGCACUCAAAGCGGCUGAUGUCGGUUUGUCCAUGGGAUUAAGCGGAACGGAUGUAGCCAAAAAAGCUUCAGAUAUUAUUAUUAUGGACGACAACUUUGCUUCCAUCGUCCGCGCCGUACUUUGGGGACGCUCGGUCUUCGACAACAUUCGCAAGUUCCUUCAGUUUCAGUUGACGGUCAACGUUGUUGCCUUGACAAUUACCUUUUUGGCUGCCGUCGUGGGGUACCAACCUCCCCUCAACGCGGUCAUGAUGCUGUGGGUCAAUCUGAUCAUGGACACCAUGGGUGCACUCGCUCUCGGUACCGAGCCACCUCUCAAGGAGCUUUUGGACCGCCGUCCAUACCGCCGCGAUUCCAGCUUAAUUAGCCGUCCAAUGUGGCGCAACAUUUUGUGCCAAGCCGUCUUUCAGCUUUCACUCCUGGUCUUUUUGCUAAACAAGGGGCCCGCCAUGUUUGAAUGCGAAGACGGUUCCAGACAUCACUUUACUAUUCUUUUCAACGCUUUUGUGUUUUGCCAGGUGUUCAACGAGUUCAAUGCACGUGAAAUUGGAGAUCGCUUUGAUCCACUUCGUUCCUUGUCCGAGAGUCCCAUGUUUUUACUAGUAAUUGUCUUUACCAUGGUGGCACAAUGGGCAAUCGUGGAGUUCGGAGGUGACUUCACACAGACGUAUCCGUUGAGUUGGGAAGAGUGGAAGAUCACCGUUGGUCUCGGAGCGAUAUCUUUGCCCGUCGGUUUCUUCAUGCGAUUGAUCCCCGUUUCAGAAGAUCCCUCUACGUUCGCCGGUAUUGAGCGAAAGAACGGCAAGCCCAAAGAGAUCUGGUUGUUGACUCCUCUUCUGAUGAUUCUGGUUCCAGUCUUCGUGGCCAUUGUCUAUCAAUUGGCUUACGAAAUUGACGAGUUUGCCCAUGAGACCGAGCAUCAUUUACCAUAGUUGGAGAAUAUUAGGAAUUCAUACUAAGAAGUUAAACGGAGCUUUGUCACCCUG